AUGGCGUCUCAUGAAACGCCGAGCAUAUACGCCGAGCUGCUCGCGAACAUCCGUCAGCUCUCCGUCGCGGUCUCCCUGCCUUCACCCGCGGGCAGCCACACGAGAGGCCUCAUUACGCCAGACGGCGCGACCCUCCAGCUCCAGCACGCCGGCGCGCACACCUCGUUCGCGCUCCCGGGCAGAGUCCAAACCCGCGGAGCCGCCCUGCCCGCCCCGCCGCAGGCCUCGCGCACCAUCUCAUGGCGCCUGCCGCUGGCGGUCGACGCGUCAGCCACGUCGCCGCUCACGACGCGCAGCCCGCACGACGAGCCCGUGCCGUGGACGGCGCUGGAUCUGGCCCCCGGCUCCGCCGUCGCGUGCAGGGCCUGCGCCGCGCCGCUGGUGCCCCCCGGGAGGGCGAGGGAGUGGAAAGACCUGCCGAGCGAGAACUGGGCUGAGAUGAUGGACUUCUGGCACUGCCAUAAGCCGACGGACCACGAGCACGGGCAGCACGACCACCUCGCCACCAGGCGCGGGUACGGCGCCAACUCGAGCAUCGCGGCGCAGCCCGGCGUCGGGAUGGUGGACCUCACCUCGUUCCUGUUUUCCGAGUCCGACUGCACGGGUCUGGAGUUCUCUUCGUCGCCGUCCCGCGGCGCGAGCUCAGACACCACCAGCUCGGCCGUCCUGGCCGGCGGGCCCGACCCGCCCCCGAGGAUGCUCCACGCGUUCUGCGCGGGUUGCGGCGCGCAGGUCGGCUUCUUCAACGUCGCCAUCGCCUCCGUCGUCCUGCUCAAGUGGCAGGUGUCCUGCCAGACGGCGUCGCCCUCGGCGGCCCCCACCAGCUCCGAGUGCCUGGCUGCCGCCCUGACCGCCACGCUCUCGCGAUCUGGGUCGUCCAAGUCCGUUGUCGUGCCCACGUUUCCGUCGUCGUCGCCGUCAUCCCCUGCGCUGCACCUGUGGAUCCUCAACAGCCAUAUCGUCUACGCCUCCUCGUCGAGGCGCGCCGGUGCCUCGCGCUCCGCUAUCAAGCUGCUGUACCGGGAGAUCCCGCAGGAGGAGGCCGACGCGAUGCUCGAGUCGAUGACGUCGGACGUGCAGGAGGUCAACCUGCCGCCGCCGGCGAUCGCCGCGGCGGCCGAGGGGCUGCGGGCGAGCAGCGGGCUACUCCCGCCGGGCGAGCGGGCGUUGAAGGAGUGGAACGUCGGGCUGCUGGACAAGUGGGAGGCGGGCGACGGGCGGGAGCGCGUCUGA
Messenger RNA from Colletotrichum graminicola M1.001, 1233 nucleotides. RefSeq lists its product as uncharacterized. The coding region runs from base 1 to 1233 and encodes 410 amino acids. Lineage: Eukaryota; Fungi; Ascomycota; Sordariomycetes; Glomerellales; Glomerellaceae. The transcript has 2 exons. Gene Ontology annotation, biological process: proteasome-mediated ubiquitin-dependent protein catabolic process; protein autoubiquitination; protein polyubiquitination. The record is from RefSeq and is a predicted model, not a curated record. Gene Ontology annotation, molecular function: ubiquitin protein ligase activity; cyclin binding; ubiquitin conjugating enzyme binding. Gene Ontology annotation, cellular component: cytosol; ubiquitin ligase complex; nucleus.